UUUUGAUGAAGCUCGUGUUGAAGUUCUCCAAAUACGAAGAUGCUCCGUUUCAUACUGAUAGUUGCGACAUUCGUUGCAGUGGAAGGCCAUGGUGAUGCAACUUUUUCAAAGCGAAAUGAUCCACUGCCUGAUCUUGUAGCAUUUUGGCCGCUGAAUAACAAACAUUUUCUUGACGACAUCUCUGAUAAUCAAAAUCAUGCAACUGACCCUUGGAACAAUGUAACGUUGACAUACAAAACUUACCGAAGUUGCACCGUUUAUGAAUUCCGUGGUAACCCCAGCUCGUAUCUGGUUUUUCCAAACAAUGGUAAUGAUUUCGACACUCGAAGGUCAACCACCACCAUGGCGUGGGUUUGUCCAUAUGGUAAUCCAGUUCCUAUUUUUUACUUCGAUCCAACUUUAAAUGAUAAGGGUGUUCAAAUAUCGCAAGUGAUAACUGGCGGGGCACCAUCGGGGUUGUCUGCAAGCGUUAAAUUUACCAAACGAGAUGGAAUUCCACCGGUGACACCAUUAGAAAAAGAAAUACCUGCUUUGAAUACAUGGUAUCAUCUGGCUGUUGUCUACGAUUAUGAGAAUGGCAUGGGACACUUGUAUCUCAAUGGGAAUUUGGAAUCGGCACCCUUUGAAGGAGAAAUAGCAACUCAAUAUGAUGCACAAGCCGGCGCUGCACUUCUUCCUCAAGAAUGGUUUAAUGGUUCCAUAACGUGUAUACAAAUUUACAAUAGAACAUUGACUGAAGCUGAAAUUAAGGCAGCCAUAUAA
Messenger RNA from Saccoglossus kowalevskii, 762 nucleotides. RefSeq lists its product as uncharacterized. The record is from RefSeq and is a predicted model, not a curated record. Lineage: Eukaryota; Metazoa; Hemichordata; Enteropneusta; Harrimaniidae.